Aphis gossypii (cotton aphid) is the source of this 2940-nucleotide messenger RNA. RefSeq names its product leucine-rich repeat-containing protein 24-like. The record is from RefSeq and is a predicted model, not a curated record. The coding region runs from base 726 to 2753 and encodes 675 amino acids. Lineage: Eukaryota; Metazoa; Arthropoda; Insecta; Hemiptera; Aphididae. Gene Ontology annotation, molecular function: protein binding. The transcript has 6 exons.
CUUCGCCGGAGUCGUAUUCCGGGUGACGACUCGUUGCGCGGCGCACGUGCGAGUUUACUGUUGUGCCGACUCGACGACGGUGCUAGCGGCGAUUUUAUAGUGAUAUAUAAGCUCACGCGCGUGGUGUAGGUACCUAUCUCUCAUAAUAUGUCGCCGUUGUUGUCGUUAAGAUUAUGACUUAAAAAAUUUUCGUUCGUCGAAUCUCUCUUCUCCUCAAAUAUAUAAUAAUAAUAAUAAUAAUAUAUACUCUUGACCGUUUUCAUUGUUUUUGUUAUUGUGAUUGGUGUUAUUAUAUUGUGUCACGGGUGCAGUGGUUUUUGGCGUACGUUACAAUAACCAGUAACACUGUUUUGAUAAAUCAUAUACAAAUAUUGAAUAUAUCUUCAGUUUUCUGCAAACAUAUUCUGUCCGACAUCAAAGAAAAUCAAAAUCAUUUAAGUAUACAACCAUGUAGAACAAGCCGACAAAAGCAAUUUCAAUUCUAAACGAAGCUUUUAUUAUUAGAAAAAAAACACACAUUUUUUCAAACCAAUCAACUAAUAACUUACACACAGCGCACGGUAUAGCAAUAUCGAUCACUCGUCAGUGUGCAUUUUAUGCAUCAAAUAUCAACAUUUAAUACUUCUCGACGAAUUUACAAAAUGUAAAAUCAGACGCGAUUUGGACGGCGACGAUGACGACGACGGAGACUGCACGUGCAAUAUGAGUGUCGGCGCACAGCGGUGAUGGUUCUAUGGACGACGGCGGCGGUGAUGAUGACGAUGAUGAUGAUGAUGACGACGACGAUGACGACGAUGACCAUCUCGUCGUCGCCCGGAUGUCCGGCGGGGUGCGCGUGCAAGUGGAAGAACGGUAAGCAGACGGUCGAGUGCGUGGACAAGAAGGUGACCAGCGUCACGCUGGCGCUGGGCAUCGACCCGGCCACGCAGGUGCUGGACAUAUCGGACAACGACCUGUCGGCGGCCGGGCUGCCGCACGACACGUUCGCCGCGGCCGGCCUGUCCAACCUGCAGCGCAUCCACGCGUCCCGGUGCAACGUGUACUACGUGCACGACCGGGCGUUCCGGGGCCUGACCAACCUGGUGGACCUGGACCUGUCGGGCAACUGUUUGCGGCAGGUGCCGACCGGCGCGUUCGCCGAGUGCCCGUCGCUGAUGAAGCUCAGUCUGAGCGGCAACCCGAUCGGCCGGGUACCGGCCAGGGCGUUCCGGCACCUGGGCCAGCUGACCUCGCUCGACCUGAGCGGGUGCGGGCUGACGGCCGUCGAGGCCGGCGCGUUCACCGGCCUCGACGGCCUCGACUGGCUCCGACUGGACGACAACCUGUUGACGCACGUGCCCGGGCCGCGCACGCUGCCCGCCCGGUUGCACGGCAUCGACCUGCACCGCAACGACUGGCAGUGCGACUGUCGCAUGGUCGACAUGCACCGCUGGCUGACCGACAACCGCGGAGUUCCGAUGGCCGAGGAGCCCGUGUGCUCGGGUCCGGCCGGAUACACCGACGUUCCGGUGAGCCAAGUGCCGGAAGUCGAUCUGGCGUGCGCGCCGGCCGCGUAUCCGGGCGCGCCGCCGGUGCAGGACGUGGCCGAGGGCGUGAACGUGUCGUUCCGGUGCCUGGUGGCCGCCACGCCGGUGGCCACGGUCCAGUGGCUGUACGGCGACGCGCCCGUUUACCGGCACAACGCGUCCGAGCUGAUCACCGUGGACGGUAACACGACGGCCGAGCUGUACGUGUACAACGCGAGCGUGGCCGACGCCGGUGCGUACGCGUGCGUGGCCGAGAACCGGGCUGGCCGGGCCCGCGUCAACUUCACCGUCACCGUCCGGCCGCUCCUGGCCGCGGGCACCGUCGACGACCGUUCUGCGCCGUCGCAGUCGUCGUCGGCCACGGCGGGCGGCGGCGAGGCCGGCGACGGCCGACCGCUGUUGUACGUCGGUUACGCGGCCGCGGGCUCGGUGGCACUGUCGGCCACGAUCGCCGUCCUGGUGGCCGUCCGUUGCAGGCGGAUGAAACGGUCGGGCGGCGGAGGCGGCCGGACCGGCGGCGACUCGUCGUCGGCCAACAAGCGGAGGCCCGCCGCGCCCGUGGCCGACGGUUACAGAACCGUCAGCACGACGGCCGACAAGGAACUCUGCGAGUCCGCGGCCGGAAGUCCGGCGUCCGCGCGUGCCACUUCCGCCGCCACUCUGGUGACGGUGACGACGGAGGCGGCGGCGGCGGCGACGGCGGGACCGACGAGGAUCGAAGAGGUUGUCGAGUGCAAUCCGGACGUGGUGAGCGACGUGAAACGAGCCGGUUGGGAGAUCGAUUUCGAGCAGAUCGUUUGGGCCGAAUGCCCGCCGGCCACCGGAUACGUUUCCAUACAGAUUCCGGUGCAGUGCGGCAUCGAGUGUCUGGGCGCGUAUUACGCGACCGCCGCCGAGGCCGUGGCCGCGGGUAACCGGUACGGUACCGCGAUCCGGAAACAGCGCAGGCGGGCGGCCGUGUUGACCGCGGCGUACGACGACACCUGCACGGUGGUGCGCACCACCGCGCAGGGCGGAUAUCCAAAGACGACCACGGGUCCCGGGACGAUUGGCACGCCUGCCGCCGCCGUCGCCGCACUGCCGCCGACCAUCGUCGUGGACGACCCGGACGCCAACGGCGGCGGCGGGUGCGGUGGCGUCGUCGUCGCGCCCAUUAUCAGCCCGCCGUUGCCGUUCCGGUCAGCCGACGAAAACGAAGCGGACAAAGACGACUCCAUCGCGCUGUAAUAAGGGAUGCACGCCAAAGGGAUGUUGUUUUUAUUCGUGUUUGUAUACAAUUGUAUUAUUAUUUGUUCUGAAAAAAUCCAUAAUAAUGAUGGUGACCCGACCGGACACGACUUUGUUCCGCGACACGGUUUUAUUUUUUAUUAUUUAUUCGAGCAAUAUCAAUAAAUAUACAACUAUAAGCAUUAUA